CACGGACUCGGCCCCGGCUGCGAGAAGCCACCCUACCCGCGCCCAGCGCCGACCCGCCGCGCUCCCCGCGCCGGAGCAGCCCCUCGGCUCCCGGGGCCUGACCGAGGCCCCAAGCAGCGCCGCGAGGUGUGGGGCGAGCCCAGGAGAUGAAAUGACAACGCCAACCCUCCAGAAAGCCAUUGAUUUGGUGACAAAAGCCACAGAAGAGGAUAAAGCCAAGAAUUACGAGGAGGCGCUCCGGCUCUACCAGCAUGCCGUGGAGUAUUUCUUACACGCUAUCAAAUAUGAGGCACACAACGACAAGGCCAAGGAGAGCAUUCGAGCCAAGUGCAUGCAGUACCUAGACCGGGCAGAGAAGCUGAAGGAUUAUUUACGAAACAAAGAGAAGCAUGGCAAGAAGCCAGUCAAAGAGAAUCAGAGUGAGAGCAAGGGCAGUGAUAGUGACAGCGAAGGGGAUAAUCCAGAGAAAAAGAAAUUGCAAGAACAGCUGAUGGGUGCUGUCGUGGUGGAGAAGCCCAACAUUCGGUGGAAUGAUGUGGCCGGGCUGGAGGGUGCCAAAGAGGCCCUCAAAGAAGCUGUCAUCUUGCCAAUUAAAUUUCCACAUUUGUUCACAGGCAAGCGGACCCCUUGGCGGGGGAUACUGCUCUUUGGACCCCCCGGCACAGGGAAAUCCUACCUGGCCAAAGCAGUGGCAACGGAGGCCAACAACUCCACCUUCUUCUCUGUGUCCUCCUCAGACUUGAUGUCUAAGUGGCUGGGGGAGAGUGAGAAGCUGGUCAAGAACCUGUUUGAGCUGGCCAGGCAGCACAAGCCCUCCAUCAUCUUCAUCGACGAGGUGGAUUCACUCUGCGGAUCCCGCAACGAGAAUGAGAGCGAGGCUGCCCGAAGGAUCAAAACAGAGUUCCUGGUCCAGAUGCAGGGGGUGGGGAAUAACAAUGACGGGACUCUGGUGCUUGGUGCCACAAACAUCCCGUGGGUGUUGGAUUCAGCCAUUAGAAGGAGGUUUGAAAAGCGAAUCUAUAUCCCGUUGCCGGAGGAGGCUGCCCGCGCCCAGAUGUUCCGGUUGCAUCUGGGAAGUACUCCCCACAACCUCACAGAGGCCAACAUCCACGAACUGGCCCGGAAGACAGAGGGCUACUCGGGCGCGGACAUCAGCAUCAUUGUUCGGGACUCGCUCAUGCAGCCCGUGAGGAAAGUGCAGUCAGCAACUCACUUCAAAAAGGUCUGUGGCCCUUCCCGCACCAACCCCAGCAUUAUGAUCGAUGACCUCCUGACCCCAUGCUCCCCAGGGGACCCAGAGGCCAUGGAGAUGACUUGGAUGGAUGUCCCCGGUGACAAACUCUUAGAGCCUGUGGUUUGCAUGUCGGACAUGCUCCGGUCUUUGGCUACCACUCGGCCCACAGUGAAUGCAGAUGACCUCCUGAAAGUGAAGAAAUUCUCAGAGGACUUUGGACAGGAGAGUUAAAAGCUUCUUCACUUGCGUGAUAGUGAAGGUGGGAGGUUGAUGGGGGUAAAUCUAUGGUACUCUCCACGUCAUUGGCCAGACAGGGCUCCGGGGCUUGUCCUACAGUCACUGCAGCGUCCCCUCUGCUGUCUGGCCACCAGACAGGGAGCAGGAAGGAAGAGCCUCCCCGGCUAGAGAUGCAGAAGCACGUUCAGCACCCAGUGGAAUACGGGCUCUUCCUGCUUCCUCCUCCUCCUCCUCUUCUGGAUGCUCACCACCUCCUGGUCCUGCCCCUCCAUGGUUUUUUUUUUAAACCAUUCUUUGUUCCCCUAAAUUAAUGCUGCUUGGAUUUUCGUCUUGUUGAUAAAUAAAAACUCCCUGAAGCGACAGGGAGAGGGAGCAGCCCCCGCUGUGGGGUUGGUACAGCAGACCUUCAGAACAGCUGGCCAGCGCCCCGCCGCCCAUCCUUCCAGACCCCAGUCUUUCUCCUUGUGAACAGAAUGGCUGAUGCCCUGGGUCCGCAGCCCAGGCUCUGCCGGGAAAGGCCAAGAGUAACGCUAAGCCAUGCGCUCCCUCUGAGCCCCAUGUCCUCCCUGCAGGAGGAGAGGACAGGUUUUGUGAGCACAAAGCUGUGUAGAUCAGAAAGAGUGAGGGCAGUCGGGCGGCUUUCACCGCCUCCUUCCCUCUGAAUGUGAGAACACUGAACCCAGCCACUGCCCCCGGGUCCCUGUCCUGGAAAUGGGCUAAUAAAUCCGUUCCCCUUCUUGA
Messenger RNA from Phacochoerus africanus (Common warthog), 2212 nucleotides. RefSeq names its product vacuolar protein sorting 4 homolog A (gene VPS4A). Gene Ontology annotation, molecular function: ATP binding; ATP hydrolysis activity. The transcript is spliced from 11 exons. The record is from RefSeq and is a predicted model, not a curated record. The coding region runs from base 152 to 1465 and encodes 437 amino acids. Lineage: Eukaryota; Metazoa; Chordata; Mammalia; Artiodactyla; Suidae. Gene Ontology annotation, biological process: endosomal transport; vacuole organization.